Molecule: messenger RNA, 1599 nt
Organism: Colletotrichum truncatum
Lineage: Eukaryota; Fungi; Ascomycota; Sordariomycetes; Glomerellales; Glomerellaceae
Source: RefSeq, a predicted model, not a curated record
AUGGCUUCGUUCCCUUGGAGCUCUAUGGAUUUUUCCUUCUGGGGAGAGCGGAGCGUACCGCUAGGCUUGGGCAUCACCAGCACUCUAAGUCUCAUCCUUGUUAUUUUCCUCGGAUGGACUGUUGACAGUACUUGGUAUGAAUCCUCUCUAGCGGGUUCUUCGUCCACAAGCUCUGGGAUCUCGUCAAGUACUCGGUUUUUUGAGCUUACCCUGGGCUUCGUCACUGCUGGUGCCUCGAAGCGUGCCAUCGUUGAGUUCGUCAUACGUCUUAUCGCACUUAUCCUAGGCUUUCUCCACGUCUCAGUAAUUGUAGUUCUCACCCAAAAUGACACCAUCUCAGACUUGCUUGACAACGCAGUGGCGGUGUCAUGUCGUUCCAAAGAAUCUUUCAGUUCUAGUGUCUCAAAACCUCGGCAACUCAUGCGGUCGCGUUCGGUCCCAUCGAUUCUCACUCUCUCCUGCCUUGGGAUCUUUUCAACAGCGCUUUGGGCUGGCGCGAUGACGCCCACGAGUGGCACUAUUGCUACGCAGAACAUCAUAAAUGUACCUUCAUUCUCAAAUACGACAUACAUAAAGGAAUAUCCAAUCGAAUCGAAAUCUGGUCCCUCGGUCACGACCAAGGAUGGUACCUUUUCCUACUCUGUCGGCACGAAGUAUUUGAGCCAGUUGAUAGCAUCUGCGUCAUCUGCAACAACAAUAGACGGAACCCUGCAGAGACAACCAAAACCUGACAACACUCGGUUUUCCUAUGAAGGGAGAUCAUAUGGUGUUGGAUCCUCCGUCGGCAUCCAAAAUGGCUUCAAGCACGAGUCGUCGGCUCGGGUGUAUCACUUCCAAGAAGUCGGGUACUUUUCUCAGGUUGAUUGCCGUUACAAUGAAAGUAUGGAUUUUCACAUUGCGAAAGAAAACCCUUACAGAACCUUUGCUGCCACUGGCUCCCUGCCCGACAGUGUCGGAAGUAUUCAGUGGUCCGAGUACAUUGGCAUAACGUCGAGCUCGAUCCUAGCAAUCGGUGUCGCGAAGAGCCCAGAAUCCCGUCGUCGAUACAUUUCCAUUGCUGCGGGAGAUAAUUACAAAGCCCUCAACACCACGCAGUGCACGGUAGACUUUCUGCCUACACUUUUCCAACUCUCGGUCGACGUCAAGGACAGGAGCAUCGCGGUUGUCCCGUUGAAAGGCAUUGAGGCUAAGGACCUCGACCCGCAACGAACUUUGACACGAACGGCGGUCAGACAGUUUGACCUGAUUUCAAACAGCUUAACCAAUUAUUACGACUCUGUACUUGGGAAUGCGUUUCUCUCGAGUAUAGCGGCGUGGAAUACGUCUUUCAAUGAACAAGGACUAGCUUCGGAAGCCGAUGCAACCCUUCAUGGCUUACAAAACUCUAUUACUGCUAUGAUGGACUCCAUAUUGGUGGCCUACGGGGCGGCGCAGCUAGUGGUGGGCAACUUUUCUCAACCUACCACGGCAGAAGUUGUGGUCGAUGUAUUCGUGCUUGGGAACCAGGCGUAUAUUGGCGCGGUCGCACUUUUGAAUGCGAUUAUCAUCUUGGCGUUCUCUUUCAGAGCUGCACCAAAAACUUGCAGACAGAUGAGUUGA